This is a messenger RNA of Sesamum indicum (sesame), 366 nucleotides long. The record is from RefSeq and is a predicted model, not a curated record. Lineage: Eukaryota; Viridiplantae; Streptophyta; Magnoliopsida; Lamiales; Pedaliaceae.
AUGGGAGUGAAAGCCAGCAAGUUCAGCCGGGUUGUGAGGUUUCACAGCCUGAAGCGUUCGAGGGGGGCGUUAAGGGGGCCUUCUUUAAUGCCACCAAGAGGCUAUAUUCCAGUAGCAAUUGGUGUUGAUCAAGAAACGAAACGUUUCAUGGUUCACACCACAGCUUUGUCUAGUGCAGAAUUCGUGCAGCUUCUGUGCAGAUCAGCAGAGGAGUACGGUUUCUGCAAUGAGGGCAUUCUGAGGAUCCCUUAUGAUGCCAAAGCCUUUGAAGAGUGGAUGAGCAGAAGUACUAAACAAAAGAUCAUUCGGGUUCAGCCGAUGAGCCACUCAGGUAGCAUUCGAUUGGCAGGAUGUUUGGCUCCAUGA